UUUCAUGUUCAAGUGGACGUAGAAGUGUUGAAUCCGUCGUAGAAGACGGUAGAUUAUUAAGUGAUCCCUCACAAUAGAAAGAAUGGCACCGGCACUCAGUAAAUUUGUAAGUAGACGUACAGUGGUUGGUGCUUGUGCUUUAACUACGUUAAUAUGGAUUUUAAAACGGAGGAACCGAAAACAAGUUGCGAAAUACAGUUUAUCUCGUAGAAAUGCUUGGCCCGUUAAUGACAUUCAGUAUGUUAUUAAAGAGGUAAAACCAAAACAGCCAAAAGCUCAUGUAAAUGCAAGAUUUUUUCGACAAUUGCAUCAAUUACUCAAAAUGGGCAUACCUUCGUUAGUAUCCAUUGAAUUUGGCUUUGUUCUUCUUAUCGCAGGUACACUUGUUGCAAGAUCUUUUUGUGACCUUUGGAUGAUAACUAUAGGCACUUUAAUUGAAUCAUCAAUUCUUAGUAUGGAUGGACCUUUAUUUAAAAAGCGUUUGCUUAAAUUCUUGGUUGUAUUACCAGUGAUAUCUGUUGUGAACAACGUACUGAAAUAUGCUAUAUAUGAAAUGAAGUUGAGGUUACGCACAAAUAUCACACGAGAUUUAAUGGAUCAGUACCUUAAAGGCUUUACUUAUUACAAAAUGAGCAAUUUAGAUAACCGUAUAGCAAAUCCAGAUCAACUUUUAACCACUGAUGUUGAUAAGUUUUGUGAAAGUUGCACAGACCUGUACAGUAAUGUUGCAAAACCUUUAUUGGAUAUUUUCAUUUAUGUUUAUAGACUUACAACUACUCUUGGUGGUGAAACGCCAAUAAUUAUGCUUUCUUAUCUUAUUUUCGCUGGUAUGCUAAUAACUCAUCUACGUAAACCUAUCGGUCAUAUGACGGUGAAAGAACAACGUCUUGAAGGCGAAUACCGUCACGUUAAUUCGAGGAUAAUAACUAAUUCUGAGGAAAUUGCAUUUUAUCAAGGAAAUAAUAGAGAAAAAUUAACUUUAUUAGCUAGUUUCCAUAAACUUGUGACUCAUCUUCGUAAAUGUCUAGAGUUUAGAACUCUUAUAGGAGUAAUUGAUAAUUUCAUUGGCAAAUAUAUGGCGACUAUAAUAGGUUUCUAUGCGGUAAGCAUACCUUUCUUCAAAAAAAACCAUCCUAUCCUCUCAGGACCCCCAAACCAUCGAUUUAAGAGUUAUUAUACGUACGGUCGUAUGUUAGUAAAAUUGGCGGAAGCCAUAGGUAGAUUAGUGUUAGCUGGAAGAGAAAUGACGCGACUAGCAGGAUUCACCGCCAGAGUUACUGAAAUAAAGGUCGUUCUCGACGACAUAAAUACUGGAAAAUACGAAAGAACGAUGGUUUCUGAUUUCAAAGAUGAGCCAAUUGGAAGCCCAGGUGAAGGAAAAAUAGUAAACAAAGAUAAUGUAAUAAGAUUUGAUCGUGUGCCUCUGAUAACUCCUAAUGGCGAUGUUCUUAUCAGAGAACUAUCAUUCGAAGUUAAAUCAGGAAUGAAUGUGUUAGUUUGUGGUCCAAACGGCUGUGGAAAGAGUUCUCUAUUUAGAAUCCUCGGAGAAUUGUGGCCAGUUUGGAGUGGAACUGUUACUAAACCUCCUCGAGGAAAAUUGUUUUACAUUCCUCAACGCCCUUAUAUGACUCUCGGUACCUUGAGAGAUCAGAUAACUUAUCCUCAUACGAAAACAGAAAUGAUAAGACGCGGACAAAUGACGGAUGAAGAUUUGAAAGAGUUAUUGAAUCUGGUUCAAUUAAGUCACUUAUUGGAAAGGGAAAGUCUAACGAAUAGCGAGGGACAAGGUUGGGAUGUUGUGGCUGACUGGAUGGACGUUUUGUCUGGUGGUGAAAAGCAGCGUAUCGCGAUGGCUCGACUCUUUUAUCAUAAGCCACAAUUUGCAAUUUUGGACGAGUGUACAAGUGCUGUUAGUGUGGACGUCGAGGACUCCAUGUACUUGUACUGUAAACAGGCAAAUAUUACAUUGUUCACAGUAUCGCAUCGACGAUCUCUUUGGAAACAUCACGAGUACUAUUUACAAAUGGAUGGAAAAGGAAAUUACGAGUUCAAGGCAAUUGAACCGGAUACGAAAGAAUUUGGAUCGUGAAUUUUCAUGUCCCUUGCAUCUAGUUAUACUGUCACAAUGCAAGGGACUGUUUUAUGUUCGAUUAAUCUCGAAUAAUUUACAUGUAAAUUUGCAGUGUACAGCGCAUCUAUGUAUGUAUUGUAUGUAUUUCUGUGUUAAAAUUGUCUUGGUUCGCGAGUAUUAUAUUAUUGUA
This is a messenger RNA of Eufriesea mexicana, 2261 nucleotides long. It is a transcript of the gene Pmp70, whose product is annotated as ATP binding cassette subfamily D member Pmp70. Gene Ontology annotation, biological process: fatty acid beta-oxidation; peroxisome organization; very long-chain fatty acid catabolic process. Gene Ontology annotation, molecular function: ATP hydrolysis activity; long-chain fatty acid transmembrane transporter activity; ATP binding. NCBI's taxonomy places the organism in Eukaryota, Metazoa, Arthropoda, Insecta, Hymenoptera, Apidae. The record is from RefSeq and is a predicted model, not a curated record. The transcript has 12 exons. The coding region runs from base 83 to 2089 and encodes 668 amino acids. Gene Ontology annotation, cellular component: peroxisomal membrane.